AUGUCGGAACCCGCUGCAAAGCGCGCCAGACUCGCGUCAGACGACGGAGACGCUACCAUGAGUGACCAGACGUCUGCUGGCGUUACUCGCUCAGAAAACUUCUGGUUGGAAGACGGGAACAUCAUCCUUCAAGCCGAGAAUACCCAGUUUCGCCCUGCAGAGCCCCUGGACCCGGUCGUUGAAGGGUGUCCUGUCGUGACCCUUUCUGACAAGGCGAGCGAUGUGGAGUGCGUUUUGUCUAUCUUCUAUGAUAAUAAUAAUGUUGUCGACCUUGAAAGGGCGCUGCCCAUAGGUCAGCUUAGUGCGAUAUUAUCUAUGGGGAGGAAGUACGAAAUCACCUAUUUGCGAGACCGAGCCUUGCCCAGGCUUCGACGGUGUUUUCCGACUACCCUGAAGGAGUGGGACGACUCGUUCGCCGAUGGCAAUGGCCCCACCAUUCUUUUUGAACCAAUGCUUUACACUAUAGAAUCUGUCAUAUCUCUCGCGCACACUCACGGCAUAACCACCGUCCUUCCUGGCGCCUAUCUAUUCUACCUGUCUCAAGCUCCGCCGGAUGAAAUAUUGCGCGGUGACAGGAAUAUUCUCUCUCAAGAAGUCCGUGUACAGUGCGUCCUCGGGAGAGAUGACCUGAUUCGUCGGAUUCAUCUCUUCGUGCACAUGUGGGGGCGCUCCAACAAGUUCAUGCCCCCUGCAGAAUGUCCCAACACCAGGCAGUGCGAAUUUUUAAAGGCAGACGUCCUUGAGGAACUUGCCAUUUGCCUGUGGCUAACAGACGACAAGACGGUGUGGGAUCUAAGCCCCGACAUCCCCACCUCUCGUAUGAUUCGUACGCUCUGUAUUUCGUGUGCUGCUAGCGUCAAGGCAUGCUAUAACGAAGCACGCCAGCAUAUUUGGGCAGAGUUGCCUGAGUUCUUUGCUCUUCCUGAUUGGGAGGACCUUGAGGACUUCGACGCUUAA
This is a messenger RNA of Cyclocybe aegerita, 957 nucleotides long. The record is from the annotation of a GenBank genome assembly. NCBI's taxonomy places the organism in Eukaryota, Fungi, Basidiomycota, Agaricomycetes, Agaricales, Hemipholiotaceae.